Messenger RNA from Nerophis ophidion (straightnose pipefish), 3372 nucleotides. RefSeq names its product sp3a transcription factor (gene sp3a). Gene Ontology annotation, biological process: regulation of transcription by RNA polymerase II. The record is from RefSeq and is a predicted model, not a curated record. The transcript is spliced from 7 exons. Gene Ontology annotation, molecular function: RNA polymerase II cis-regulatory region sequence-specific DNA binding; DNA-binding transcription factor activity, RNA polymerase II-specific. Bases 262 to 2325 code for a protein of 687 amino acids. NCBI's taxonomy places the organism in Eukaryota, Metazoa, Chordata, Actinopteri, Syngnathiformes, Syngnathidae.
UCAGUCAACACUGCAGGCCCCACCCUUUGUGUUGCUUACCGCCAGUCAAUCAAAAAUAGGAAAAAAAAAAAUCUUGACAGUUAUCACCUUUUUCUACGCGGCUACCGUCAACACAAACUGCUAGUCAUGUCCGGGCGGUGGUAACUGUCCAAACUAUCCGCUUAACGGCGAGUCACGCGAUGACUGCCCAGCUAGCUGUGCUCCAACUCCCCCACAUUGUGUCCCCACGCAGCGCCACAACAGCCCCUGAAAGCAGAAGGAAUGGCGGCUUUGGACGCGAGCAGCAGCCGGAGCAACUUUCUGCAACACGACGACGAUGAGGGCGACCAGGACAUUGAGUCAUCACCCCUCGACCUGCUUGCAACCACCUGCACUAAGGCACCAGAGCUGACUGCCGCUGAUGUGACUACAGAUCAGACAUCUCCACAGCUUACUGUGUCUGAUAAAUGGGAGGUGUUAACUCCCACCACAGCAGCAAAGAGCGAUUCUGGGAUGAUACAGAUCCAAGGCCAAGGAAUAUUAACAUCAAAUGGACAGUACGUUCUUCCUCUCCAGAACUUGCAAAGUCAGCCGAUCUUUGUGUCAUCAGGAAACGACACGUCCUCCGCCAAUUCAGUGCCUAACGUUCAGUACCAAGUAAUUCCUCAGAUUCAGACUUCAGACGGACAGCUGAGCUUUGCCACCACUAGCAUUGAAGGGGCGACUCUGAGUCAGGAUGCCACUGGGCAGAUUCAGGUCUUGCCUGAUGGUGGCCAGAGUCUCAGCGUGACAUCAACUGCAAACAUCUUUACAAACACCCAGAGCCUCAUAUCACAUGCUGGGGAUGUCCAGCAGAUGCAGGGGAUUUCUAUUGGCAGCUCCACCUUCAACAACCAGGGUCAGGUUGUUACUAAUGUGCCUAUGGGUUUGCCGGGGAACAUCACUUUUGUUCCUAUUAACAGUAUAGACUUGGACGCACUCGGCCUCUCAGGAGCCCAGACCAUAGCAACAGGCAUCACCGCUGAUGGUCAGUUAAUCAUGGCGAACCAACCUGGGACCGCUUCAGUGAACCAGGCGAAGACGGACGAUCACCUUUCACAAGCGGUAAAUGACGCAAAUGCGGAACUCUUUGUGCCGACGUCUUCCUCCCAGCUACAUAACCCAUCGAGUGGCGCACAUCUGCUGACACAGGGCGCCUCGUUGUCAUCGGUGGCAACACAGCAGUCCAACGCCACAGCUAGCCUCCAAGAAGGCUUUAUCCAACAGACCCACCAAGAGCAAAACAUCCAAGUGUCGUCUUCUCAGCCCAUUGUCCAGCUGCAGCAGGUGCCACUGCAGACCAUCAAUGGGCAGGUGAUGCAGUCGGUAGCCACGGGCAGCCAGGGCAUGCAAAAUCUGCAGCUGAUCAACCCUGGGACUUUUAUCAUCCAAGCCCAGACAGUUACCCCGUCAGGUCAGAUACAGUGGCAGACAUUCCAGGUGCAAGGUGUGCAAAGCCUACAAAACCUUCAGCUUCCCACCACUCAGCCUCAGCAGAUAACGCUGGCUCCAGUCCAGACCCUUUCACUGGGUUCCAGUCCAGUCAGCAUGGGCACUGGGCAGAUCCCCAACCUGCAAACAGUGACAGUCAACUCAGUGGCACAGCAGGAAGGACACACGCUCCCAGGAGACAUACGAAUAAAAGAGGAACCCGACUCAGGAGAGUGGCAGCUUAGCGCCGACUCCACCCUAAACCCCAGCGAUCUGUCCCAUCUUCAUGUCAGGCUCGUGGACGAGGACGACCAAUUGGGCCAGGAGGGCAAGAGGCUGCGCAGAGUGGCGUGCACUUGCCCAAACUGCAAAGAUUCUGUCGGAAGAGCGCCCACUAUAGGGAAGAAGAAGCAGCACGUCUGCCACAUUGCAGGCUGCGGGAAAGUGUAUGGAAAGACGUCACACCUGCGAGCACACCUGCGCUGGCAUUCAGGGGAGCGUCCUUUCGUCUGCAGCUGGAUGUACUGCGGGAAGAGGUUCACGCGCAGUGAUGAGCUGCAGAGACAUAGGAGAACACACACAGGCGAGAAGAAGUUUGUGUGCCCGGAAUGUUCCAAGCGCUUCAUGAGAAGCGACCAUUUGGCCAAGCACAUCAAAACUCACCAGAACAAAAAAGGGGUAAACUCUGUGAGCGCAGUGGUAACCUCUGUGGAAUCGGCAGGGUCUUCAGACAGCAUCAUCACCACGCCGGGCGGGACCACACUCAUCCUUACCAACAUCCAGCAGGGCGUGAGCAAUGCCCAGGACAUAUUGGCCAACGCUGAGAUCCCUCUGCAGCUCGUCACCACUUUAGCAGCGAGCCAAGUCAUGGAGUGAUUGACGGUCCCCUCACAAACUCAUGUGACAGCGUUCUCGUAAACUCCUCCUGUCUGCAUUUUUAUCACAAUUUUGAAGACAAUAAAGAAAAGAAUAUAUAUAUAAAUAUAUAUAUUUUAACAUGGAAAUAGUACAUCUUGUCCACUGUGCAAAAAUAGUGGCGAUGAUAAUAUAAAGAGACAUUGCAGUAAUUACACAAGGAUAUGCCUUAUUUUGUACAACAUUGUCUAGUUGCGAGUAUAGGAUGUCCUCAAUCAACUUUGUUAAUGUGUUUUUCACCUUUUCUUACCUUCACUUUAUGUCCUUGUUCCCUUUUCUGUGAGCAAAGACUAGAUUUCACCACAGAGCUAAUUUUACCCGCAUAAAUUACUGGUUUUGAUGCAAAUGUAUUUGUUUUUCUCGCUAUAUUAUGGAUUUACCCCACUGUAGUCAGUGCUUCCAAAUCUAUUACUUUGCCGGGUGAAAGCAAUCAAUCAUUUUAUUCUGAUUUCUCCUCAAAACGACCAACAUAUCAAUCAUGGAAUCUUUAGAUAUUUUGACUACACAGUUUUGGGCUUUUUCACAAAAGACAUUGCUUAUGUUCCAGUAAUGUCUUUUUGGUUGACUUCCCUAAAAAGCCAUUUUGGUGAUUAUUGCCAAAUUUUCCUAGAAUCUCAGGGUGAGGUUUGACCAAGUGGAGGAACUCUCCCCUAUUUAGUCAUUUUGGGGCAGGGGUUAUUAAAAAAAAAUCUUCAUGGAUGGACCAAAAGCUGUAAAGAGCAACCGCACUAGCAUGAUACUUGCUACUGUAAAGUCAUUAACCGUGUUGAUUUGUUUUGUUACUUUUAUUUUAUAUAUAUAUAUAUAUAUGUAAUAUUUCCCAUCACGACAGUAAAAAUAACAAUCAGUACAGUUUAGGAGUCAAGGGUGUAGAUGUUUCAAUCGUGGUACUUAAAAAUGUUUUAACAGCACUGUGCUCAUCACUCGCAUUUUGUAGUGAACUAUUGUUUAUAUGUGUUUGCAAAUGUAUUUGUGGCUUUUUAUAAGAAUCAUCCUUUCCUUGUUAAA